CUUUAACAAAGUGGGUAAUCAUUUUUAUCGUUUAACAGACCUUAGAUAUAUUUGGAAAUAGAUAAAAAUUAUUAUUGCCAGUUUGAUUACAAUGGAAGUUUCUGCCGAUCCUUAUGAACAGAAGCUAUAUCAAAUGUUCCAGAGCUGUAACACAUCGCAGCAACAAAGCAGCGGAUUGCUUGAUGAAGCCGCGAUUACUCAACUUUGCAAAUUACUUCAGCUACGUGACCAGGGCUCGGCGUUAGUCUCUAGUCUCAUAGCAAAUGACAACAAUAAGUUGGGUAUUUCCUUCGAACAAUUUAAGGAUGGCCUGCUCAACUUUCUUGGUACAGAAUUCGAUAACACUACAUCACGGCCGACGCUGGUCACAUCUUCAAGAUUAAAUGAACGUUCCCUGGUGAUUGAUGAUUCUCGCACUACUUCAUACUCUGAGCUUCCAGCCAAAUUAGAAUCUUCAGAUCGCGAGCUCUUACCCAAAGGUAAGAUAGGCACUAAAAAGUAUGGGCGUCGAUCAAGGCCAAAUCAAGAUCUAGGGGUCUGUGAGUUGUAUGUUACGGAUUCCGAAGAUGAUGAGGACCAAAAUCGAAAUCUUUACGAUUGCAACGAUCACGUAGCCCAGGUGCAUCGAUCAUCGUCACAAAAUGACCUUCCGGGUAGUCAGCGUCUGCGGUCCAAUCACAUAAGUGGAACCAAGCUAAAACGUUGUGUUUCGUUACCCACACGUCGGACUCUGCAAUGCAAUAUGCAAAAAAAUUAUGCAGCAACAAGCAGAGUACAAAGUACUACCACAUCUCCAAAGAUCCAAUCCCAAUCCAUUCAAAAUACCCUGAGCAAUCUCAUACUGCCAAAUCAGGACCGUAGCAGUGUGGAAUCGCUAGAUUCGCCUAGUAACUACAUCGUUGGAUCUAGCCACAGAGGUAUCUCUAAAGACGUUUUGACACCUCAGCAAUUGGAGACAAUCAGCGCACAUAAAGUUAUUGAUACCUGGAAAUCGGCAAAUGUCAUAAAUAGUGAUAGCUUAUUGCACGCCUUAGGAUUUAAUGAGGAUGAGAUUAGUUUCAGUCAGCUGGCUACUGUGCUUGAAGAGGAAGUCCGCGGUCUGGAACAAGAUCCAAACUGUAAUGUCUUGCGUGCAUUAGUAGCGUUACAAUCUGAAGAGUUAAACUCACUUCGAGAAGCAUACGGUCAACAGUACAACGAGAAUUCGAAGCUGCGCGCAGACAACAAAUCUGCUAACCAGCGGGUAGCCAUGCUGGCCGUCGAAGUGGAUGAGCGCCAUGCAACGCUAGAGGAUAAUUAUAAUCAGCAACUGCAUCAAUUAGAGCAGCGACAUACAAAUGUAAUACGUGAGUUAACACAACGUAUGGGAAAUGAUCGUGAUCAUUGGACUAGUAUGACGGCCCGACUGGAGGCACAAAUAAAAUGUUUUGAGCAGCAAGAGAUUAAAUUUAAAACAGAACUAGAAUUGGUGCGUAACGAAAACGUUGAGCUGCAUUCGGAUCAUCAAAAAUGUCAACAGCAGAUAACAGAUCUAUUAGAACAAAACAUAGCACUAAACCAAAAACUGGCAUUUUGUGAGCCAUUAGGCCUUGAUGGUAGUUCUACAUUCAGCAAUGAUAAAUCGACUAAAACCAUAGAAGAUGAUGAUGAGUUACUACAGGUGAUGGAGAAAAUGGCAGUGCUACAAAUGGAAAAUUCACAAUUGCGAGAUAAAACAGACGAACUAACAAUUGAAAUUGAAAAUUUACAGAUCAAGUUGUCGCGUACAAAUUCAAGAAAAAUUAAGUUACCCGUAUGUACUGUUAGCAAUUUGGAGUCCAUAGAGCUUAGUGAUGAUCUUGGGGUCGCUUGCAGUGGAUUGGCCACUAAGCGUCGGGGUGACUCGCCCAGCAAGACAUAUAUAGCAGAAGAAAGUCCGCGACUUGGUAAGCAACGUAAAUGUUCAGAAGAAAGCGAGUCAAGUGAAAAUAGUAUCGAUUGGUUUGAGGCCAAUUCUGAUGGGAGGCUGCAGCGUUGUAAAAAGCAUGAAGAAGAAAUUUUAACCCUGCGCCGUAGCAUAGUACAGCUGGAACUUGAAUUAAAGACCACACCUUCAAGGGCAGCAGCAAUUGACGAAAGCUAUAAAAUCAGGCCUAUUACGCCAGAGUCACGCUGUAAAGAGCUCGAAAGCAGCUUGGAACAGAUGCAGCGUGCAUACGAAGAAUGCGAAGACUACUGGCAGUCUAAGCUAAGUGAAGAGCGUCAGCUAUUUGAAAAAGAGCGUCAGAUUUAUGAGGAUGAACAGCUGGAGAGCGAUAAAAAGUUUACAGAGCUUAUGGAAAAGGUGCGCGAAUAUGAGGAACAAUACAGCAAAGAUGGUCGCUUGUCCCCCAUUGACGAGCGUGAUAUGCUGGAGCAGCAGUAUGUCGAGCUCGAAGCCGAGGCAGAAAAUAUGCGCACUAAUUUUAUUCGCAUGCUAGAAGAGAAAUCACAGCAAAUUAGUGAUUUGCAAUGUGAAAUCGAUAAUCUGCGUACACGCCUGGGCGAGAGUGUUGAAAUACUUACUGGGGUAUCUGACAUACAAACAGAGCCUCUUCAAGAUGUUAACACACAGAUUGCAGGAAGUCCAGCCAGCUCUCCAAUUAGUUACCUAUGGCAUCAAAGUACAAUUCAAGAGCCCCUGAAAACUUUUUCUAGAAACACUAAUGAAAUCAGUGCGCUAACUCUUGAUCUUUUUGCUGCCCAAUCUCCAACUCACAAAGCCACCAGCCGAAGCAUUCUAACCACAUCAGAAACAUCAAUCUUCAGCACUGCACAAUUGGAAUGCUCUCUAGUGGUUUCGUCACCAAUACACAAUGUCGCUCCGGCACCAAUUUGUAAACCGAAGCAAAUACAUUCAGAUAGCGAAAUUGCAGACUGUGAAACGUCAUCUACAACAUCUAACAAGAGUCUUGACUCGCACAGCGUAGUGUCGACUGAUAAAACAUCCUCCUAUUGUAAUGAUAGGUGUGAAAACUCGAGUGUCUUAAAAGAGGAGUUAAAGCGCCUUAAAUUUUUUGAGCUUUCUCUUAAAGAACAUAUAACAGAUUUAAGCUUGCAACGCGAUGGCUUGGUAAUGGAACUUCAGCAAUUGCAAGAAGCGCGACCAGUCCUUGAGAAAGCUUAUGCGAGAACGGCGCAUCCUAAUCUUCAGCAGCGAAUGAAUCAGUUGGAAUUGCGAAACCGUCAUUUACAAAACGUGAUAAAACAACAGCAGAAAUACACAGAAUCCCUUAUGCAACAAUCAUGGCGUCAACAUCAAGUGGAUAUGAAUGACUUACAUUCUCGAAUCGAAUCACAGAGCGUUAUGCUCGCUGAUCAAACUCAGCGCCUUCAAAAUGCCGACAUUCUUGUAAAGGAUUUAUAUGUAGAAAAUUCCCAUUUAACCGCUACAGUACAGAGAUUCGAGCAGCAGCGAUCACAUAUUAAUCUGAUUCAACAACAACAGCAACAGCAUAUUGGGACACAAUCUCCCUUGAUCAGUCUUAAAUAAUGUAUUUAAGAAAAGAUAAAUAUUAGCGCAGCAAUAAACAUAUAGAUAAAUAUAGUAUAUAGGGAUUAUGCUGACUUAAUAUUGUUAUUAUUAGAAUAUCAGUAUACUGUUAACUUUUUGUGACCAAGUUUUUGCAAAAUACUCGUUAUAGAUAUAAUCAAAUUGUAAUUCGGGCCUAAAACGAUUAAAUUAUUGCAAGUGUCGAAACAAUGAACUUGAAUUGGAUUAAAGUACUCUUUUAAAUUACAUAUACAAA
Messenger RNA from Drosophila busckii, 3767 nucleotides. It is a transcript of the gene Bsg25D, whose product is annotated as blastoderm-specific protein 25D. NCBI's taxonomy places the organism in Eukaryota, Metazoa, Arthropoda, Insecta, Diptera, Drosophilidae. Gene Ontology annotation, cellular component: centrosome. The record is from RefSeq and is a predicted model, not a curated record. The transcript has 8 exons. Gene Ontology annotation, biological process: microtubule anchoring at centrosome. The coding region runs from base 92 to 3511 and encodes 1139 amino acids.